This is a messenger RNA of Paramecium sonneborni, 1013 nucleotides long. Lineage: Eukaryota; Ciliophora; Oligohymenophorea; Peniculida; Parameciidae. The record is from the annotation of a GenBank genome assembly.
CAAAACUAAUAUGUCAACUAUUGAGAAACCUAUAUAAAAAUUAAGAAAAUUAAGUCAUGAAUAUGAUUUCAUACACAAUUAAACACAAUUAGAUUCAAAUGAAUCAUUCUUUGAUGAAGAAAGAAGUUAAGAUUUUUAAGAAAGUGAUUUAUCUUAUUAAGAAGAACUCCCAGAUGAAUGGGAGAUGUCCUCCAUUUCUUCGAACAAUGUAUGUUUAUGCAUUUAAAAAAAUAGUCCAUUAUUCCAAUUUAAACAUUAGAAAAAAUUACAAGUUUUAAACCUUAACCUGAUAUAAAAUAACCUAUUUUGAAUAUAGACAAUAUUGUCAAUGAAAGAGUCGAUGAUGAUUUGGUAUAUUCUAAAAUUCAUAAUACAAAAUUUUAAAAUGGCAAGGGCAUUGCCAUUCAGGUGCUUGGACAAGGAUCCAUAGGUAAAUCAAACAAAAAAGAAAAAAAAUUAGAAAAAAGUAAUAAAAAACAAAUUUAGAAUCUUAAUAAUCAAUUAAAAAAUUAAAAUAAUAUUAAUAAUUCUUCAAAUUAACAAUCAUAAUAGUAGCUAUCCUCAAAUUCCAAUUCUCACUCAUAAGUUACUUCCUAAUAGAAUAAAUCAAUUUGCUAAAGUUAAAAAUUUAUAUUAGCAUAUCUAAUGGUAGAAUAUGAUGUUGAAAAAUAAGCCAAACAAAGGGCAUUAAAUUUUAUCCAAAAAUUUGCUACAAAUAUUAACAAUAAACAACUUUUAUCUAAUAUUUAGGAAACCUAUAAAAUUAUGCUUCUUCCAGAUUAAAUCUUAUAGUAACUUGCUUAGGUUUUAAGUUAAGAAGAACGUUAAUAACAUUUAAAUCUAGCUUUGCAACGUCUUAAUCUGCGAAAUAAUGAUCAUCCAUUUGCUGCUAAAGCAGCUGAAAAGAUAACGAAUCAUUUAAAUAAGAGUUGUUGUUGAUGACGACUUUGAAGAAAAAAACCAGAUAAUAUAGCUCUUAUGAGCAAAAUAUAUUAUAUAAAUAUUAAGUGAAC